Microthlaspi erraticum is the source of this 1206-nucleotide messenger RNA. The record is from the annotation of a GenBank genome assembly. Lineage: Eukaryota; Viridiplantae; Streptophyta; Magnoliopsida; Brassicales; Brassicaceae.
AUGGAACUAAGGCCGAGAAUGCUCAAAGACUGUCUCUUGGAAGACUCCAAUUCCUGUUCAUCAAACGGCUUCAAAUCGAUUCCCAGACGGCCUCCUCUCGGCACAUUUCUCAUGAUACCGAAGAGAAAACAAUUCAGUGCAUUGCAGGCUAUGAUUAACGCCGUCAAGAACAUCCGUUCCAACGCUGUUAAAUCCACUCCGUUCUUGCCAAGAAGCCUCUCUCGCCGGUCACCAUCCAAGAACAAAGUAGAAAACCAAGCAAGCGUCACCACCAUCGUGCGAGUCAAAGACAUCGUACGGUGGAGAUCCUCCAAGGACCUGCAUGAAGACAUAUCACAUUUCGAACCGUCUCCACCUCAUCAGAACACAGCCAAGACAAUGACAACAACAACAACAACAAGAUCCUCCUCCACAAGCAGCAGCACAUCCGGUAGCAGUUGGUGUGACUCGGAUUAUACUUCGGAGUUUUUACCGUCAUCAUCAUGGGGAGGUAACGUCAAGGAGUGCAGUGAAAACAAACUACAAAGUGUCGGCGAAGAUUCUUGCACAGCAGUAAUAACAGACGCCGACACUGACGUGGGACCUGAGGAUGACUUACAAAACAGCCCUGUCUCCGUUCUUGAGAUUCAAGAUGACGAAUUAUCAGACUCUUCUUUCAGUCAAUGCCUUGACAAUGUGGAAAGAACAAAGGAAAAGCUCAUGCAAACGAUCCAACGGUUUGAGAAUUUGGCCAAUAUUAGUACCUUCAAUUUGGACGAAUGGGUCCAAACGGAUGAAGAAUCUUGCAUGGAAGGAAGAAGAGACACAGAUAAUCAAUAUGAUGAUGAAGUGGCUGAUGAGGUGGAAGAGAAGGCAUCGCAGCUAUGGAACCGAGUGAAAGAAAGACACGCGAUUUGGAUCCACGAAGAACAUCUGAUAAUGGACUAUUUCAGAGAUGAAUUGAUGCAAAGGACAGAGGGAGAUGAACACUUUGAGGACCAAUUGGUGGGAGAGGCAAAAGGAUGGUUACAGGGGAAGAGAGUAUCAGAGUUUGAACACGGAACACGUGAGCAGAGGAGACAAGCAUGUGCUCGAGAAAUUGAAAGACGAGAGUGGAAUGAGAAACGGAUGAAGGAGGAGCGGGAAGAGGUGGCUUUGCAGAUUGAGGAUGGACUGUUUAACUUUUUAAUGAAUGAAACUUUCACUGAGCUCUCUACCAAUUGCUGA